AUGGAGAUAUCUGAGAUUCCAGUUGAAAAAAUUUUUAAGAGUAUCAUUCUUGAUUCUCUCAUGAAGGAUGAGUUCAUACGCAAGAGACAAAGUACAGAAAACUUUUUUAGUAGAAAUGAGUACUUGUUAACAGGUGCGGCGAUAGUUGCCGGUGCUGCUUUGGGUCCUUUAGCGGUUACUGGGUUAGUAGCAGCAUUAGGAUUUGGUGAAGCCGGUAUUGCUGCUGGAUCUAUUGCGGCAUGGAUGAUGUCAUUACAAGGUGGAACUGUCGCUGCGGGUAGCCUUGUGGCGACUUUACAAUCGGUUGGUGCAGCUGGUUUAGGUAUUGGGGGAGUUAUUACUGCUGUUACUGGAGGUUCUGUUGCUGCUUUAUGGAAUUUUGAUGGUUUUUAUGGUUUUGAUGCAAUUGCUAAAGCAAUACUAAUUAUAUCAGAAUCGAAUUCCGAAAAAUUUGCAAAAAUGGAAAAUUUUGUUUCCAUUAAUGAAAGUGAUGACUAUGAAAAUUUAAUAGAUGAUUGCAGCAUCAUAUUUUCAUUCCAACCGCUUCUCGAUAGUAAUGAGAAUGAAAAAUUAAAGUCCUUUCUUAGAGGUUUUGACUUGGCUCGGGAAGUUGCCAAUGACAGAGCAAAGAAAUUCGAAUUUUUGGUUAUUAGAGAUGAUGAAAGCUGUCGUGAAGGAAUCGAAAUUUCGCAUCAACACUUGAUUAAAAUCAACGGAAAUAAUUGUGUUACUUCGGAACCGAGAAGUUUCGUUCUGAAUUUGAAUAACCUUUGA
This is a messenger RNA of Funneliformis caledonium, 774 nucleotides long. NCBI's taxonomy places the organism in Eukaryota, Fungi, Glomeromycota, Glomeromycetes, Glomerales, Glomeraceae. The record is from the annotation of a GenBank genome assembly.